CCUAGUGUCACAACAGCGGAGGCAGCGGUACUGGAGCACUUGGGGCGGGCAGGCCCAGCGGGGAGGCGAGCGGGCGAGGAGAGCGGCCGCUAUGAGGGAAUGCAUAUCAGUCCACGUGGGCCAAGCAGGAGUUCAGAUUGGUAAUGCCUGCUGGGAGCUCUUCUGCCUAGAGCAUGGCAUCCAGGCAGAUGGCACCUUUGGCACUCAGGCCAGCAAGAUCAACGAUGAUGACUCCUUCACCACCUUUUUCAGUGAGACUGGCAAUGGGAAGCAUGUACCCCGGGCUGUCAUGGUAGAUCUGGAGCCAACUGUGGUAGAUGAGGUUCGGGCAGGAACCUACCGUCAGCUCUUCCAUCCUGAGCAGCUGAUCACAGGAAAGGAGGAUGCAGCUAACAACUAUGCCCGGGGUCACUAUACAGUGGGCAAGGAGAGCAUCGAUCUGGUGCUGGACCGCAUACGGAAGCUGACAGAUGCUUGCUCUGGCUUGCAAGGCUUCCUGAUCUUCCACAGUUUUGGUGGAGGCACUGGCUCUGGCUUUACCUCUCUGCUGAUGGAACGUCUCUCCCUUGAUUAUGGCAAGAAGUCCAAGCUAGAGUUUGCUAUCUACCCAGCCCCCCAGGUCUCAACUGCAGUGGUUGAGCCCUACAACUCCAUCCUGACCACCCACACUACACUGGAACAUUCAGAUUGUGCUUUCAUGGUGGAUAAUGAAGCCAUUUAUGACAUCUGCCGCAGGAACCUAGACAUUGAGCGCCCUACUUAUACCAACCUCAACCGCCUCAUCAGCCAGAUUGUGUCCUCAAUCACUGCCUCUCUCCGCUUUGAUGGGGCCCUCAAUGUGGACCUCACUGAAUUCCAGACCAACUUGGUGCCCUACCCCCGCAUCCACUUUCCACUGGUUACCUAUGCUCCCAUCAUCUCUGCUGAGAAAGCAUAUCAUGAACAGCUCUCUGUGGCUGAAAUAACCAGCUCCUGCUUUGAGCCCAACAGCCAGAUGGUGAAGUGCGACCCAAGACAUGGCAAGUACAUGGCCUGCUGCAUGCUCUACCGGGGGGACGUGGUGCCCAAGGAUGUGAACGUCGCUAUUGCUGCCAUCAAGACAAAGAGGACCAUCCAGUUUGUAGACUGGUGCCCCACAGGUUUCAAGGUGGGCAUCAACUACCAGCCUCCCACAGUGGUGCCAGGAGGGGACCUGGCCAAAGUCCAGAGGGCUGUCUGCAUGUUGAGUAACACCACGGCAAUUGCAGAGGCUUGGGCCCGCCUUGACCAUAAAUUCGACCUAAUGUAUGCCAAGCGGGCCUUUGUACAUUGGUAUGUUGGAGAGGGGAUGGAAGAAGGAGAAUUUUCCGAGGCCAGGGAGGAUCUGGCUGCCCUGGAGAAGGAUUAUGAAGAAGUGGGGACUGAUUCAUUUGAAGAAGAAAAUGAAGGGGAGGAAUUUUAAAUAUACAACCUCUCCCUUG
Molecule: messenger RNA, 1460 nt
Organism: Lepus europaeus (European hare)
Lineage: Eukaryota; Metazoa; Chordata; Mammalia; Lagomorpha; Leporidae
Gene: TUBA8
Product: tubulin alpha 8
Exons: 5
Coding region: 92-1441 (449 amino acids)
Biological process (GO): microtubule cytoskeleton organization; mitotic cell cycle
Cellular component (GO): microtubule; cytoplasm
Molecular function (GO): structural constituent of cytoskeleton; GTP binding
Source: RefSeq, a predicted model, not a curated record